Messenger RNA from Doryrhamphus excisus (bluestripe pipefish), 4611 nucleotides. The record is from RefSeq and is a predicted model, not a curated record. Lineage: Eukaryota; Metazoa; Chordata; Actinopteri; Syngnathiformes; Syngnathidae.
CCCUGGAAGGUGAUAUGAUAAACAGCGUGGAGACAGCCGGCUUGAUUGCUGUCAUUCCACAAGGAAACAAAAGCUUUUUAGCAGAAAUACCGAAGAUUACAACAAAGUUAGAUAAGGGUAACAUGAGGGCGGAAACGGAGCGGGCGCCAAUUGGCGACAGCACCACAAUCGAGAGACGACCUAGUAUUGCUGUGCUGCAAAACAUGCUGAAGAAAGCUUCCCAAUCCCCACUCCACAAUCAGUACCAGACUCCUAUUUCGUCUGCCUCCGACUCCAGCUUUUCUCUUGUGGAUGAGUGGAGACGUAAACAAGAUGGCCUCGCUGACAGUGACCUGACACAGAGUGCCUUCAAGACGGAGAACAAUCAGCCGCUGCCUGCCUCAGCCCAGGAUGUGGCCAGCAGUAACCCUUUUUAUUCGUAUUAUUUGGAAUCCGGGAACAAGUACAACGGUGACAAGGAUAUUGACUUGAAACCCUCCCAGGAGACCCACAUGGAUGGCGUCUCUGUGCCUCAAAAUGGAGCCACAGUGUCUGACUCGCAGAAGGACUUCAUUCAGGAUUUCAGCCAAAACAACAGACAGGACAACUUCUCGACAUCGCAAAGUGCGUCUUCAAGAGGCCAUUAUAAUGGCAUCAACCGCAACUCAGUUGAUACCUACAAAGAGAAUCCUCCUGGGAACGUCUACAAGGACUCGCAGUCGUACAUGGAGAAUCUUUUCCAAAAUUCCAAGGAGGAUGGGAAGGUCUUUGAUACGUCUCCCAGUCUCUUAGCGGAUCCAUUCCAGCCUUCUGUCAUAACGGAAGAGGAUCUCUUCACCACCUCAAAAGCUCCACUGGGGAACCAGUUUUAUUCUGCCUCCACCAAGUUUCAAACAAACGGGAGAGGAUUCUCUUAUUCUGGAUUAUCUGGCUCGGAUCUGGAUGUAUUCUCCCCUUCCUCCACUGCAGAGCCAUUCCCCAGCCCGAUAGUGAAGGAUUUAUUUGGAGAUGGCGGUCGUGCCAGUGACUCAUUUGGUGCAAAGACGCCCGAUAGCAAGGACAUUUUUGGAUCGGCCCAGCUGGUCCAAUCAGAGCAUUCUAAUGCACCAAAUGACAUUGUACUCACUACUCCCCAGGGAAGUAAACAUGGAAUCCUCCAGCCGACCCCUUUUAGUCAGGCCCGGAAACUAAUGGUUUCACCGGACUCUUCCCCGACCGAGUUAGAGUUUGGGACACUCUCCAGACGCCCACCAAAGCCACUUCCUCGUUCCAGACCUCCCAGACCGGAAAAGCCCCCCAAGCCAGCUAAGCCCGUGGAACCAGAUCCAGCUGGGCCGCCGAAACCUCCUCCGAAACCGUUUAAACCGCUACCCAUACCUCCGUUUCGCCUCAGAACCAAAGCCGAGGACAAUAUAGAAGUCAAGCCAGAGGACUAUGUUGUCUUUGAGGACAUUCUGCUGAUUGGACAGGAGCGGUGUGUAGAAGACUGGCCAGAAGACAGUCCUCAACUCCACCCCGACUUUAAACCAGCAGGGAAGCUUCGACUCCGUCGUGAAUCUCUGAGAGUGAAGAUGGAUUCUGAGGAAGGAGGGGAAAGCGGAGAAGAUCAGGAUGAUGCUGGAAGUCACGGCAAGCUAAGGUUUGAACAUGUGCUACAGAAAAAGGAGAGGAAGUUCUCCCUGAUGUCCAGGAGAGGCUCAAAGGACGAUUUCUAUGAUUCACCAUCAGAAAGGAAAGAUGGAGAGCAAAAGAAACCUCUGAAGAAGAAAGUCAACCAGCUGCUGAGGCGUGCAUCCACCAGCCUCCUCCACAGACACCCAGCUACUGACAGCAAGGACAACAACUUAAUGAAGAAAAGGAUGGCAAUGAAUGAGUCCACCACCAGAUGGCGCUCUCAGGAGGCCAUGUUGGACAACAGCAUGAAUGAGGAAGAAGAAGUGGGACAAGAGGAGGCUGACGGCUACACUAGUAAUGGCAAAAAGAAUCUAAAAAUAAAGCAACCCAAGGGGGCGUAUGGAUUCAGCAGUCACGCAGACUCAAAGGAGAAUAUGUUUGAAGAUGUGGACCAGUUAAAAAGUCUCCAUUCCACCAGACAGGGUCGCCUCAUGGAUAUGAACGGUGCCACCUCUGCUAGCAUGCCUGCUGGAUUAAAUGACGAAUUCUCCUGGCCGGAGGACUACAAAUCUCAGAAAAAAUCAGGAAAGAAGAAGGGGCUAUACCUGGGUCGCCGCAGCUCCAAGGAGAACAUGAACAGAAGAUUCCUUGAUGUCAUGCUGAAUGAUGAAGAGCUGAAUGCAGCAGACGCUCAAAAGCAGAAACAAAACAAAUUCAAGACUCCGGUGCCUUUGCGCAGACAAAAGCCGAUCCACAGUUCAUCUGAACUGGGGGAGCCAUUCGCACACAGCCAUGCUGAUGCUGCACAGGCAUAUAAUUCGGACCACUGGCUGGACGAGGAUGAUGUCAUCCCAAACAGAAAAUCCCGCCAGAAGCCCAAAGUAGACUACGACUGUGAAGUGGAUGACCUGGAAAUCUGCAAACCGCAGAAAAAGUUAAAGCGCAAACCUUUUCGAAAGCCCAAAUUCAAGAACAAAGUGUGGGAUGGCGGCAACGAGGACUCCGCAGGCAACCAUUUGUCAGAGGCGGCUCAGGCUGAAUGGAUGGCUGCUGAGAAGGAUGGGUAUGUUGCAAAGGAUCUGGAGGACAGCGACGCCGACGGAGACACAGACAGCUUGAUGGAAUGGUGGCACACAGUUGAACAAUGGGAUGAGUUGCCACCAGAUGAAGAUGACAAAAGCAAUGAUUCCAAGUCCUUCACUGUCUUGGCUGAAAAGGUUCAGCGAGGCCUCCGCGUCUUCAACAAAGUCUUCACAGAGCGUGCCGAGGUCUUCUGGCAGUACAUCAUCAUGCUGCACGCCCUCGCUGAUGAUAUCAGAGUCUUCCACCAGAAAGCCAAGGCGGCGGGCAUCACCGGUGGAACCACGGCGGCCGUUGGUGGCGUGACGGCCAUCGCCGGCCUUGCCUUAGCCCCAUUCACACUCGGUGCCUCCCUCAUUGUCACGGCUGUCGGUGUGGGUGUGGCCACCGCUGGAGGGAUCACCACAGCCUCAGCGACCAUCUCGGAUAACGUCAACAACAUGCAGGAGCGCAAGAAGGUGGAGGGGCUACUGCAGGAAUACGAGCUCCACUUUCAGGACGUAGCCAAGAUCCUUCACUUUGUCAAUCACGGCAUCUAUAAACUGCGCGGGCAUCCUUUCCUUCGCUCGGGCACACAGCACUACUCCGAGGACUGGGAGGUGCGCAAAGCAGUGCAGAUGAUCAGCCUGGUGGACUCGCCCAUUAUGCAAGCUACGCAGGUCACCGACAGGAACUUGGCCUUACUCCACAAAUUUCAAAGUGGCAUUGACAAGUACUUCCUCAAGGAAUCCCGGGAGCUCAAGAGAGCCUGCAAGAAGGAGUUUGUGGCUCAGAUAAAGGAGGUUGCAAAUAUUCUCAAUGAUGGAGUGGUGGAGCUCAACGCCAUCAGGGAAGAACUACAGAGCGCGGUUGGGAACUUUUAAACGUUGGGGAACAGCGGCACCUGGUGGAGGAAAUAUGGAAGUGCUCCACGAUACUGCAUGAUGGUUGGAAGAAAUACACUUUGGAGAGCAUGGUGGCCUUGUGGUUACAACGUCUGCCUCACAGAGAGGAGAUAGGGUUUCACAUGUCAUUGUGGAGUUUGCAUGUUUGGGUUUUUCCACAUACUUUCAGCCCCCACACCCCCCCCACACACACACCUCCCCAAUACACAAUACAAUGGGAGACUCCACAGGUGUGUCUGCAUCUCUUAUGAUUGACUGGUGAACAGUCAUGUGUGUACCCCCAACUCAUGUCUGAAGUUACCUGGGAUAGACUCCAGCUUACCCGUAACCAUAAUGAGAACAAGUGGAUGGAUGGAGGGAAAUCCACCUUUUUUAAAGAUGACAAAUCAUUGUUUUUCUAGUUGUAUUUUGUGAGGGCAUUUGAUUUACAUAUUUUAACAAACACUAUUGCUUUGUGGGUGAAAUGGUGGAGCUCCCACCACACGGUGGCUUUGGAUUCUUCACUCUUUUUCACUGCACCAUCAACAAUAACAGUGCCCUGCAUUCUAAACAACUUCUUGAUUGAACUGAGGAACAGCAAAACAAUAAAAAAAAAUCAUCUUGGAACAUUAUAGUAUUUUGUCAGUAAUACAUAAGGUGGUGUUGCAAAUUAUAACUUGUACAUUGUUUUAUGUAGUUGCAUAUCCAUCCGUUGUUACAUUGCAUACACAUGUACUGUAUAUACAUUAUGUCAUAGUUUUCGAUAUGUGAAUGUUUUUAAAGUAUCUUUUUGAUUUUGGAAGUAUUUUAUUGUAAAAGUGAAUGAUGGAAUAAAGAAUUUAUAACGAUGACUUCACAAUGUGAAACUCGCUCAAUUAUGACGUUUGUUUUGGUAUGUAUUUACUAGUUGAGACUCAUUCCGGUUAGUUCUGGUUUAAAAUGAGAUGUAAAUAACUUGUUUAUUGGAGCCAAUACCUACUAUCUUGCUUAAAGAUGUUCUACUGCUGUGUUUUCGUGACAGGCUAUGUAUCACAAUCAUUUGAAGUGGCUGUAAUUAAACCUCUUUAAAAAGCCA